Molecule: messenger RNA, 4095 nt
Organism: Leptopilina heterotoma
Lineage: Eukaryota; Metazoa; Arthropoda; Insecta; Hymenoptera; Figitidae
Exons: 1
Coding region: 1-4095 (1364 amino acids)
Source: RefSeq, a predicted model, not a curated record
AUGAUUCGACACACCCCCCUGUCGAAACCACGUCAGGAAAAAGGCGAUGAGGUACCUCAAGAGACCGCAAGUUUACCUGACGUGAGGCGCAGUGGAAGAAUAAACAAAGGGAUAGGACCCCCAAGGUACGACGAGCUCCUUCAAAGCCGGUUAACAAAUAUAACGGAAUAUCGCGUCACGACCCCGCAAAUAAUAGAAAAUAGACCGCCGUCCGUCAUUUCGCGCAAUUCUGUUAGCUCAAACGCUAGGGCCAGUAGACAACUGGAAAUCGAGCUGCGCCGUCAAGAAGAAUUAGCGGAACUAGACCACCAAAAAGCGGAACGCGACCGUCAGAUAAUCGACCUCCGCGCUCGCCUUGAGGAAGCAAAAAUGUUCGAAGACGAACAGCGUAGAUGCCCGUCAAAAGCAAGCUACGCGAGUGUACGGUCGAUGACGACAAUAAAUUCACAACAUUUAAAAGUCGUGGAUUGGCUACAAAAGGGAAACGCGUCGGACGACAAAAAUAAAAGGCGCGAUUCAGAAAAUAGAAAAAUAGAUCUCGACAGUAUGGGAAAAUUUAGGGCACCACCCGUAAAUAACGCGUAUAUGGCACGACAAGCCCUAGGAAAAGAUCUCCCUGAAUUUAAGGGAUCGACAUCAGACUGGAUACUGUUUGAAAAAAUGUUUUACCAGACGACGGAAGCGUGCGGUUUCUCCCCAGCCGAAAACAUGCUUCGACUACAAAAGUGCUUGAAAGGAGACGCGUUAGAAUCGGUUAGAGCACUAUUAAUGACCACGAACGUCGACCGGGUAAUUAUUGUACUGAGACGACGUUUCGGACGAGCGGAACAUAUUAUAGAGGACAUAGUGCACAAAGUUACAAGCGCGCCUAGUGUGAAAGAAGACCGCCCUAUUACGAUGAUUCGAUUCGCGGAGGGCGUAACAAAUCUCGUUGCCACGAUCGAAUCGCUGAAUCAACCUUCCUAUCUCACUAACCCGCUGUUAGUUAAACAAUUAGUUAGCAAGCUACCCGCGUCGGAAAGAAUGGCAUGGGGUAAGAAAACGGCUAAAAAUCAGGACGGAACGUGUUUACGCGAAUUUUCGGAAUGGAUAGAAGAAGAAGCAGACGCCGCGAGUGCUAUCUACCAACCGGAAAGAGACAGAAACGAGAAAUGCGUUAUGACGUGUCGCGACGCGGACCAAGUCAAGAGUGUCGACAAUGGGAAGUGCCUGUACUGCGACAGGAAAUCGCAUCCGACAGAUGCCUGCUACAGUUUUUUAAAGUUGGCCGUUGACGACCGAUGGAAGUGGGUGAGGAAGAAAAGAGUGUGCUUUAGAUGUCUCGGAACAAAUCACAACAUCCGAGAAUGUAAAGCACAAGGGUGUACUCAACCAGGAUGUACUCAUAGACACCACACUCUCCUGCACAACGAUUUUUUAGAAUCGCGUCAAAGGACGACAAAAUCGGACGGAAAGUCGACUUCGACAACUGAGAACAACGAAAAUAACAUAGAACGUGUUACUUUCACAAACAAAGACGCGAGACGAGUAUACCUGCGUAUCCUCCCCGUGACGUUGAGAGGACCCGACCGAGAGAUUGACACGUACGCGCUGCUGGAUGGUGGCUCAACCGUGUCGUUAAUUUCGGAAGAAAUGGCGGACAAACUCGGACUAAGAGGACCGCGACGGCCUCUUAUCGCCUCGUGGUACGAUAACACAACAAACGAGGAUCAUGCGUCUCGCGAAGUGAACCUCGAGAUCCGCGGAAUAAACGGAAAGACUUUUAAUAUCCGUGAUGCGCGUACUACAAAAAUGAACAUGCCGGGACAAUCAAUGACAGUUAACUCGAAAAAGUGGCCUUAUUUAAGGGAUAUUGACAUUCCAGAUUUAAAUGAAGCCGUACCGACUAUAAUGAUAGGAGAAGAUAACCUUCAUUUAAAGAAAGUGAUUAGACAAGUAGCCGGGAAACAAGGAACACCCUUCGCGACACUGACACCCCUCGGAUGGAUGGUCCACGGUCCUGAUUUCGCCGAAAGACCCGAAAGGGAUGUAGCGCUCCUUGUGCGACACAAAAAUGAGGAAUGCGAAUUGAAUGAACUUGUCCGAGACUUUUGGACCACAGAAUCAUUUCGGGUUACACCUUCUUGUCGAAAUGUAAGCUCUAACGAAGAUAAGAGAGCAAGGGAAGUUUUAAAAAGAACAAUGAAACGAGUAGGGGAUCGAUGGGAAGUAGGUCUGCUCUGGAAAGUCGAUCAAGAGGUUUUACCAGAAAGCUACGAGAACGCAAAAAAGCGUCUUAUUUCUAUCAACAAAAAAAUGGCAAGUGAUCCGGAGUUCGGUAAAAGGUACAGCGCCAAUAUACAGGCAUAUAUUACCAAAGGAUAUGCACGUAAAGUGACCGACGAGGAAUCCAAACAACGGAGCGACAGAAUAUGGUAUCUGCCGCAUUUUGCAGCCUAUAACCCUCAGAAACCCGACAAACUACGAAUGGUUCUCGACGCUGCUUCCAAAAGUCACGGACUUAGUUUAAACGACAGACUGCUGAAAGGACCAGAUUUGUUAAAACCAUUACCAGGUGUUCUGUUCCGAUUUAGAGAAAAAAGAAUUGCGAUAUGUGGCGACCUCCGCGAGAUGUUCCAUCAGGUACGCAUUCGCAAAGAAGAUCAACCAAGUCAACGCAUUCUUUGGCGAGACGACACCACCAAGGAAAUACAGACAUUGGAAAUGACUGUCAUGAUUUUCGGAGCGAUAUCAUCUCCCUACGUGGCCCACGAAGUAAGAAACCAUAACGCGGAGGAAUUUCGAGACUUGUACCCUGAAGCAUACGAUGCAAUCGUAAAUAAUCACUACGUCGACGACUUUCUGGAUAGUGCAGAUACCAUUGAUGACGCCACGCGUAAGGUACGGAAAGUUAUGUACGUACACAAAAGGGGAGGAUUCGAGUUACGCAACAUAAUGACAAACUCAUCGGAAGUUCGAGCCUCUCUUAACGCGGAAUUUCUCGCUCCAACAAAUGAAAAGCUCACUAUCUUUGGUGAAAAUUAUACGCGCGUACUAGGCGUUAACUGGACGCCAGAAAUAGACUGCUUCUUUUUCUCAACAGAAUUCCUGAAAUCAACAGAAGAAGUGACAAGGGACACAAAGGGCCUCACGAAAAGGACACUCUUGAAAAUGUUGAUGUCCCUCUUUGAUCCGUUAGGACUUUUAGCCCCGUUGACAAUUCGAGGAAAAAUUAUCCUACAGGACAUUUGGAGAGAAGGAACCAAGUGGGACGAAGAAGUCACUGAAGACACAGCGAAGUCAUGGGCCACCUGGAUUGAAGAUCUCCAACAAGCGGAACAUCUAAGAAUUCCUCGACACUAUGCAGGACUCAUCGACCGAUUACAAAACGUCCAAUUACAUGUGUUCUGCGACGCCAGUAUCCAAGCCUUCGCCGCCGUAGCCUACUUGCGCCUACAAGAAGAAGAUAAAGUGCAGACAGCCCUAGUUAUGGCUAAAACGAGAGUAGCCCCGAUUAAGUUGCUGACAGUUCCCCGACUAGAACUUCAGAGCGCCGUCAUGGCCACACGUCUGGCAGAAUUCAUCCAACAAGAACACAACAUAGUCUUCGACAAAACAAUCUUCUGGCCCGAUUCCCAAACUGCGUUGGGAUGGAUUCAAUCCGAUGCCAGGAAAUAUCAACCAUUCGUGGCACAUCGGAUCGCUGAGAUUCUCGAUAAAAGCUCACCGACUGAUUGGCGAUGGGUGCCAACAGAGCUUAAUGUAGCAGACGACGCAACUCGAAGCAAAAAACAGGAAACACUACACAAUACGAGCCGUUGGUUCCAAGGACCGGAAUUUCUACGUCAACCAGAGAGCGAAUGGCCACAGCCCAAGACCCUGGACAGACAGUCCGCAGAAAUAACAGGUGAGAUGAAAAAAGAACACUGCUUCAUAACUCAUGUUGAAGUACCGAUAAUAGACAGCAGCUGUUUCUCCUCGUGGUUGAGAAUAACUCGCGUAGCAGCAUGGAUGCUGCGAUUCAUCGACCGGUGCCGAAAGAGGCCGCUUUCAACGAGUUCGUCGGAACUUACCGGACUCGAAAUGAGACGAGCUGAACACUAUGUGAUACGAUAA